AUCAAAAAAAAAAGCGACCGAAAUGCCUAUCACAUUCCAAGUGCGCGAAAGUUUAGAAACUAAACCUUUGGAUUUGCAUUUUUUGCCAGCUAAAGUAAAUGGAGACGGUACAGCUGACGUGCACAAUUAUUUUAAUUCAUACACAAGGACAGAACAAGGCGGAAUUAUAGCAAACGCCGUCCGUGGCUUUCCUUUGAAAGGACGAAUAAUUGAAGUGCCAGAAACACAUACGGGCGUUGUACUACAGGAGUCACAGAAUUCUUUGAACACUGAUCUAACACGCAAUUUCUAUACAACCGGCUACUUCGCAAAAUUCUGUUAUUGGAAUUAUGAUAAAGUACCAAGUAAAGCGGAUGCAUACAAACAAGCUGUACAAAUAUUUAACAUAUCCGAGGAGCUUUCAGGGGAUGUAUCUGAUAUAGAGUUAAUUGCAGAGAUCGAAAGGAAAAGGUGUAAAUCUGGAGCCAAGGAAAAUAAUUGUUAAUGUAAACGCAAUUUUAUACAGAACUAUGUACCAUUUACACGAAGUAUAUAUCGUUACCUUAAUAUAGAAAAGCCAUACCUCACAUCGUCGAUGAAAUGCAAAAAAGCCGUGACUAACUAAAAUUUUGUAUUGCAUAAAACGAUGUAUCCCUGAAGUGUAUCAAUCAAUUAAAGUAAAUUUUGAAUUUUUAGUUAGUUACGGCUUUUUGUAUUAAAGCGACGAUGUCAGAAAGGACCUUUCUAUAUUAAGGUAACGAGCUUGCAAAAAAUUUUUUUCAGAGUAUUCGGAACUGUAGAGAUUUGUAAGGAUUCGUAAAGAUCUCAUCCGAUUUUUAGUCGAAUUUUCUAAAAUGAAAUUAUAGAAACUUCUAUACGAGUUCGUGUCAACCACUUAACAUAAUUUUCUUUGAAGAUUCCUAAAAAAACCGUUAAAUAAAUGAGAUACUCCUAAAGAUUUCGGGAACUUCGGUUUGCCGGGGAUAUGAUGUUUAAGAAACGCAUAUGUAUUUUUGUUAAAUAAAAAUCAAAUGGA
Messenger RNA from Rhagoletis pomonella (apple maggot), 1015 nucleotides. RefSeq lists its product as uncharacterized. Gene Ontology annotation, cellular component: ribonuclease H2 complex. The coding region runs from base 23 to 484 and encodes 153 amino acids. The record is from RefSeq and is a predicted model, not a curated record. Lineage: Eukaryota; Metazoa; Arthropoda; Insecta; Diptera; Tephritidae. Gene Ontology annotation, biological process: RNA catabolic process. The transcript is spliced from 3 exons.